Molecule: messenger RNA, 1073 nt
Organism: Paramecium sonneborni
Lineage: Eukaryota; Ciliophora; Oligohymenophorea; Peniculida; Parameciidae
Source: the annotation of a GenBank genome assembly
AGAUUUUAUGAUUUACACAUCAACUAAGGCUUUAAUAUAUGUUGAAAUAUUCUAAUCUGAAGUUUCAAAAGGACCAUUAAAAAUAAAAUAAGUCAAUCCAAAUAAUUAAUACAGAGAUUUGGUUUAUUAGGGUAAUUAUCUCUACUAAGAUACUUUUCAUGCAUAGGCUGGUUAGUAAUAUUUUUAUAGAAUUGAAAAUAGUGACAAUUUUUAUACUAACUUUUAUUUUAAAGUAUAAAAUUAAAUUAUAAUAGUAUCAAGUACUUACUAGUAGCUCAGAUUAAGAUGUUUAUUAAUUAAGAGAUAGUUAAACACCAAAAGCUUAAUUCAAAAAGAAUAAAAUCUUUUUGAGCAUUCCUUCAUUUAAUCAAUAUUAACAGACUAUUUAUUACAAAAUUAUAAUUACAUCAAAUUUGUAUGAUAGUAAUUUAAUUUAAUGUUCAUUUGGAGAUGAAGAAUUACUAUCUAAAAUGAAUACUACCAAUUAUUAUGCUAUAUAUUAUCAUAAGCAAACAGAUUAUGAAUCUAAAUAAUAAUUUGUUACUGAUUAUCUAUAUUAAUUCGAUCAAGAUGUCUUAAUUUAUGUUUUUGGCUUUAUUCAACAUAGAGAUUUUAAUCAAACAGUUCCUUAUAAUUCAGUUUAUCUGGCAAAAACAAAUGAAGUGGAUUAUAAAUUAUUAUAUAUUUUGGCUCCAGUGAUUAUCUUCGCUUUUGCAUUAUUGUCUAUUCUAGUUGCAUAUUUAUGUCUCAAGAAAAAGCGUUAAUCAGAACAAUAAUCACAAAAUUAUGGUAUAGAAAAUACAGAAAUUACUCUAAUUAUGGAACCAAAAUAAUUAUAUUACACCUUUUAAAGUUGGAAGUAUUUAAUGAACACAUAUAAAUAAAUUUAUCAUUUUAUAAAUAAAUUCUAUCUGCCAUAUUAUUAAUUGUAUUAAAAAUGGUAUAAUCCUUAUCUAAUUAAUUAAUAUUAAUCAUUAAUAAAAUUAUUCUCUUUCAAUAUAAACUGGAUUUUUUUUACAUAAAAACAGAAUUUUGAUUAAUCAAAUUUUUCUAAACUAUAAAAUUAUUAUUGA